CAUGGAGGUCACAGCUCUCUGCUUCAGACUGAUGAUGCUUCAACUCAUUUUACUGAGGACUCAAGCUCAGAACAGUUACACUCAGAAAACAGAUGCAGAUUUUCUUCGUAUCACUCCAAACAGACUGCAGUACUUUCAUUAUGAACCAGUUUCUUUUGAAUGUGUUGGGUUUGGUGGCCUGAGCGACCUGAGAGUGAUCAGGAAAACUAAGGAAUUCAAACCAGUGUGUGAUAUAAAGAGGACGUCAAUGGGGUCCUUCUGCAGAAUAGAGAGAGCCUAUCCAUUAGACAGUGGAGAAUACUGGUGUGAGACAAAAGAAGGAGAGAGAAGCAGCACAGUCAACAUCACUGUCACUGCUGGUUCUGUGAUCCUGGAGAGUCCUGCUCGUCCUGUGGUGGAGGGAGACUCUGUGACUCUGCGCUGCAGGAACAAGACAAAGUCCAUCAACCUCCAAGCUGAUUUCUACAAAGACGGACAAUUAAUACACAGCAGUCCUGCAGGGGAGAUGAUCAUUAACAAUGUUUCCAAAUCGAACGAGGGGCUCUAUAAAUGCACAUUUACGAGUUUUGGAACGUCACCAGAAAGCUGGCUGACUGUGACAGAUGGUCCUGUGAUCCUGGAGAGUCCUGCUCUGCCUGUGAUGGAGGGAGACUCCGUGAGUCUGAGCUGCAGAAACAAAAGAAAUCCCGCCAACCUCCGAGCUGAUUUCUACAAAGACGGCACGUUAAUACACCGCAGUCCUGUAGGAGAGAUGAUCAUUAACAAUGUCUCCAGGUCUGAUGAAGGACUGUACAGGUGCAGCAUCUCUGGAUCUGGAGACUCAGCAGAGAGCAGACUGACUGUCACAGCUCUUCACAGAGAGACUUGUCCUCCUUCAUCUCACAUUUACCUGAUCUUAAGAACUGUGUUCACCAUUGUGAUGGUGGCUCUGCUGCUGCUGCUGCUGGGACUGAUGCACUGUGGGAAACUCAGAGUGUUUCAGAAAAAUACCUGAUCACCAGCAAAGGAGAUAAAAAAGAGACUUUUCACUUUUUCACUUUCUUCAGCAUCUGCUUUGUUUCGUCACUCUUACUCGUGUUAAAGUCGGUCGGCGUGCGGUCUCACAGUUUUCUGUAUCUCAUGUUGAUGAUCUGAGCUGCAGGAGCUGUUGAACUUUCUCACACUCAGAAAAGGUUCAAACCCACAGAUGUUCUGACUGAUGCAUGGACUAUUUUUAAAAAGCCUCCUGUCAGUUUUCUCACUGUGUGUUGGUCUGUGUGUUUUAGAUGCUGCAGAUGCUGCUGACAGUUUGAGCUCAGAAACAAACCACACGAGGAAAUGUGUUUAUGUAGACGAGGAGACGUUCAACUGAUAAAGACGUAUGAGUUAAAUUAGCAGAUGUUAAAUGAAACUUCUGCAUUAGUUUAAAAAUAACCCCAGAAAAUAAGAAACACUCGACGAGGAUUUGUUGUGUGGCGACAAAUUAAUAAUGUGUGGGAAUGAAAUCAUUAAGUCGUGGUUAUGCUUUAAUAAACUGAUCUCGUUCCCACACAUUAAGAAAACAGGAUCUGAACAGCAACAGGAAGACUGGAGAUGGACAGAUUUAUUUCACUCUUACAUGAAUAAAAACAUCCAGGUUGAAACUUUCCUGCUGAUGUAUGAUCACAGCCUUCACACAGGUCACAACACUGGCUUGAUGCACAAAACAUGGAAAAUAAAAGAAGCUCAGUUGUUGAUUUAUCAGCACAAGUACAAA
Molecule: messenger RNA, 1735 nt
Organism: Lates calcarifer (barramundi perch)
Lineage: Eukaryota; Metazoa; Chordata; Actinopteri; Centropomidae
Product: Fc receptor-like protein 5
Exons: 6
Coding region: 2-994 (330 amino acids)
Biological process (GO): cell surface receptor signaling pathway
Molecular function (GO): transmembrane signaling receptor activity
Source: RefSeq, a predicted model, not a curated record